Spodoptera litura is the source of this 1468-nucleotide messenger RNA. Its product is annotated as protein takeout. The record is from RefSeq and is a predicted model, not a curated record. Gene Ontology annotation, biological process: multicellular organismal reproductive process. NCBI's taxonomy places the organism in Eukaryota, Metazoa, Arthropoda, Insecta, Lepidoptera, Noctuidae.
CUCGUACACCAUAAAGAACCUCACAUAGAUCCUACAAUUUCUUCGUCCUGCCACAUUGACUUAGUAAAUAGUUCGAAGGCGGUGGGGAGUCCACUCAGGGAUGUCGAAAAUCUUGAGCGAAUAAAACACAUAGCUCCUUGCUUUCACCUCAAACAAAAUGAGUCGUGCGCCCGUCCGCCUACCAUCCAACCGCGAGCCUAUUGCUAACUAAAACCGCAGUACAACGGACGCGGGCAAUUUAAAAAAUUCGAACGUCAAAAAAGUUUGUAUUAAAAAAAGAUAAAUAAAUAAAAAAUAAAACCAAAGUGUUAUUCGAAAAUCGAACGUUCAGUGAAAAAUGGAUUGAUUGUUUGAAUCAAGAAAAAGAAAUAAGUUUGAAAAUUAUUAUUUUUGUAAAUUCAUUUUGUUAGUUAUUAAAAUAUUAAUAAAUAUUUAACAAAAAUGAAGAUGGCCGACCGUUGUGUUUUGUCUCUGUUGAUGUUAUGUUUGACUGUUAUAUGCCACAAUGGAGAAGCUGCGGAAAAUGCGAAUGCAGUUGCCAUACCGGAAUACAUACUACCAUGCAGUCAAACGGAUCCUGGACUAGACACUUGUAUCAAGAACUCCUUCAACCACCUUCGACCCUACCUGUCGAGGGGUAUCCCAGAACUGGGCGUACCUCCUGUGGAACCACUCUUCAUCGACCGGCUGGUGAUGGAGAACGAUGCUGGUCCAGUCAGGGUCACUGCUGCAUUCAGCAACAUCACUGUUAUUGGACCUAGUAAUUAUACCAUUACUAAGAUCAGGUCUGACUUGAAGAAACUGCGUAUCGACAUGGGUCUGGUCCUCCCUCGCAUCGAGAUCACUGGCAGAUACGAGGUGUCUGGACAGGUGCUGCUGUUCCCCGUCAGGUCGCAAGGAGACUUCUGGGCAUCAUUCGGUGAUGUAGUGGCGAUCGCAAAGAUCUUCGGCAAGGAGAUAACACGAGACAACGUGAAGUACAUGUUGGCUGACAGACUGCUGGUGGACUUCAAGUUGAGGACUUCGAGGUUCAAGGUGAAGGACACUGUCAACCACGGCAGCGUUAUUGGUGAAGCGAUGAAUCAGUUCUUGAACAACAAUGCGGCUGAGAUCAUCGAGGAGAUGAGGCCAGCUGCCUCAGCGUCCAUAGCUAAACAUUUCCAGGCGUUUGUGAACGCUGCCUUCUCUAAAAUCCCCAUCGAUGUGUGGCUCACACCUUAAACUAGUGACUGCUAAAUAAACAAAGUCAAUGUUCUACUAUUUAGUUCCUGGAUUCUUAUCUUUUCAGUUUGUUAAUUCUUCAAUAGAAUAAUGUUUUUGAGUCAGGUGGCGGUGACCCAAUUCCCCCCGACCUCAAUUAUAUUAUCCUCAAUUAUCCUUCCCUUAAAUCCUUAUCACCAAUCCCGAUCCCCAUCCUCAUCCCCAAAACCAAACAACAAACACCAAACACCAAUCCCCAAUCCCCAAU